GAUCUCUAUUGAAACAGCUACCACAUAGAAAUUCAUUCACAAGAAUCACAACCCACACACGUAGAGGAGGAAUUGAAGCAAUUGACCAGCUACAGAAAGUCACUUACUCAGUAAUUAUCCCCCAAUUGACCCCCCUCUGGCUUGAGUUUGGAACUUGGAAUGGGUCUUCGGUCUCCGAAUUCGGCAGAUCCUAGCUCCAUCCGCAAACCGCGACUCUCCAUCUUCUCCCGUCUCGUCGUCUGCUCCACUCUACUACUUGGAGUCAGCAUCAUCUUAAAAGCCCGCCACCAUCUACUCUCUCCUCUUCUCCCCCACUUCUAUUCCUCCUCCUCCAUCCCUCAUACCCAACCCGCGACCAUGGCCUACCAACAAGAACGCUUCAUCGCCGAACUCGCCGUUCAGCGCGCAACUCUCCUCACCCAGAAGGUCUUCAACGAGAAGGCCAAGGGAACCGUGUCCAAGGAUGACAAGUCUCCCGUCACCAUCGGCGACUUCGGAGCUCAGGCUCUGAUCAUCCAAGCCCUCCGCAAGAACUUCCCCAACGAUGAGAUUGUCGCCGAGGAGGAGGCCAGCACGCUCCGCGAGGACAAGGCGCUGAGCGCCGAGAUCUGGAGACUCGUCAAGGACAUCAAGUUGGAGGACAGCGAGAGCGACAAUCUUCUGGGCGGCGCCUUGCCGAGCGAGGAAGCGAUGCUGGACAUCAUCGAUGAGGGCAAGAGCGCUGGGGGCGCCAAGGGUCGCGUCUGGGCCCUGGAUCCCAUCGACGGCACCAAGGGCUUCCUGCGCGGCGGCCAGUACGCCGUCUGCCUGGGCCUGAUCGAGGACGGUGAUGUCAAGGUCGGAGCCAUCGGCUGCCCCAACCUCCCCGUCAACGACUCCGAGACUUUGUCCGCCGGCAUCGGUGCGGAGCAGACCAGCGGCGCCGGCAACGGGGUCCUUUUCUCCGCCAUCCAGGGUGUCGGAGCCAUCAGCAGACCCCUGACCAACGCCGGUCUCGCCGAGAGCAAGUCGAUCUCCAUGCGCCCCGUGCCUGACAUCGCCCAGGCCGUUUUCUGCGAGGGCGUCGAAGCUGCCCACUCCGCCCAGGGUGACAACGCCGCCGUCGCCGAGCGUCUGGGCAUCACCGCCCCCAGUGUGCGUCUGGACUCCCAGGCCAAGUACUGCUCCAUCGCCAGAGGAGCCGGUGACAUCUACCUGCGCCUGCCGGUGAAGAAGGACUACCAGGAGAAGAUCUGGGAUCACGCCGCGGGAGACCUGAUCGUCCGCGAGGCGGGCGGUCAAGUGACUGAUAUCUACGGUCAGAGAUUGGACUUCAGCAAGGGCCGGACCUUGGCUGCCAACAAGGGUGUCGUCGCCGCCCCCGCGGCCAUCCACGACCAGGUCAUCGACGCCGUGAAGGUCGUUCUGAAGUUGUAGAAAGAAAAAAAAGAGGUUACGAAUUUCCUGUUAUGCAUAGAUUGUGAUUUUUUUUUUCAUGUUGGCUGCAUAAACUGUCAAGCUAUAUCCACGCUAGAUGCGUCUAAAAGUACACAAAUUUCAAAAUACCAGUCGCGAACCCAG
Molecule: messenger RNA, 1560 nt
Organism: Aspergillus aculeatinus CBS 121060
Lineage: Eukaryota; Fungi; Ascomycota; Eurotiomycetes; Eurotiales; Aspergillaceae
Product: 3'(2'),5'-bisphosphate nucleotidase
Exons: 1
Coding region: 160-1416 (418 amino acids)
Biological process (GO): phosphatidylinositol phosphate biosynthetic process; sulfate assimilation
Molecular function (GO): 3'(2'),5'-bisphosphate nucleotidase activity
Source: RefSeq, a predicted model, not a curated record